UUGCCCUCUCUUCUCCACAGAUUCCUCCAAGGAGAAUGGGUAUAAGAAAUCAUUCCGUGGUGACUGAGUUUCUUCUUUUAGGAUUGACUGAACAACCAGAGCUUCAGCUGCCCCUUUUCUGCCUCUUUUUAGGGAUUUACAUAGUAAUCACGAUAGGAAAUCUUGGCAUGAUCAUGAUAAUUAGGUUGAAUUCUCAACUUCACACUCCCAUGUACUAUUUUCUCAGUCGUUUGUCUUUUUUAGAUUUCUGCUAUUCUUCUGUCAUUAUCCCCAAAAUGCUGGCAGGAUUUUUACACAGGGAUAAAGCCAUCUCCUAUUCUAGGUGCAUGACUCAACUGUUUUUUUUCUGCAUUUUUGUCAUUUCUGAGUGCUACAUGUUGGCAGCCAUGGCCUAUGAUCGCUAUGUGGCCAUCUGCGACCCGCUACUCUAUAAUGUCAUCAUGUCCCCUCGGGUCUGUUCUCUGCUUGUGGCUGCUGUCUUCUCAGUAGGCUUCACUGAUGCUGUGAUUCAUGGAGGUUGUAUAUUAAGGUUGUCUUUCUGUGGAUCAAACAUUAUUAGACAUUAUUUCUGUGACAUUGUUCCUCUUAUUAAACUCUCCUGUUCCAGCACUUAUAUUGAUGAGCUUUUAAUUUUUAUCAUUGGUGGAUUUAACAUGGUAGCCACAAGUGUGACAAUCGUCAUUUCAUAUGCUUUUAUUCUUACCAGCAUCCUCGGCAUCCACUCUAAAGAGGGCAGGUCCAAAGCCUUUAGCACCUGCAGCUCUCACCUGACUGCCGUUCUUAUAUUUUAUGGGUCUCUCAUGUCUAUGUAUCUCAAACCUGCUUCCAGCAGUUCAUUCAUCCAGGAGAAAGUGUCCUCAGUAUUUUACACCACAGUGAUUCCCAUGUUGAAUCCCCUGAUAUAUAGUCUGAGGAACAAGGAAGUGAAAGCUGCACUGAUGAAACUUUUAAGAAAGAAAAUAUCUUCAUAAUGAAUAUGCUCUUUAUUAAGAUAUAUGUGUGUGUUCGUA
Messenger RNA from Marmota flaviventris (yellow-bellied marmot), 1010 nucleotides. It is a transcript of the gene Or8d4, whose product is annotated as olfactory receptor family 8 subfamily D member 4. NCBI's taxonomy places the organism in Eukaryota, Metazoa, Chordata, Mammalia, Rodentia, Sciuridae. Gene Ontology annotation, molecular function: olfactory receptor activity; G protein-coupled receptor activity. The record is from RefSeq and is a predicted model, not a curated record. Gene Ontology annotation, cellular component: membrane. Gene Ontology annotation, biological process: G protein-coupled receptor signaling pathway.